AUGGUUAUAAUAAAUGAGAAUGAUGAUAUAUAUUCAUUGAUUCGUCAAAAUAAUACAUAUGCUGUUCGUCUUUGGCUUGAUAAUAUAACAAAUGAUAUUCAUCAGAGUGAUGAACAUGGAUUUACUCUUCUUCAUUGGGCAACAUGGUAUGGUCGCUUAUCAAUAGUUCAAUUAUUACUUCAACGUGGUGCUCGUAUUAAUGCAGUUAAUCGAGGUAAAAUAUCAAUUAUUACUUGUUUUACUAUGUAUUAUAUAAAAUUUCAGGUGA
Molecule: messenger RNA, 268 nt
Organism: Rotaria sordida
Lineage: Eukaryota; Metazoa; Rotifera; Eurotatoria; Philodinida; Philodinidae
Source: the annotation of a GenBank genome assembly